GAUAAUUUUAAAAUGUAAAGGUUUUAUUGCUGUGCAAAGGAAAACUUUCCUUUAUAUUUUAAAGCUGAUCAGUAUACAUUUCUUUUAAACUUUGUUAUGUUGAAUUUCUAUUAUUUGUAAUUUGUAUUUGUUUUUGGUUUGUUUCAUUUUCGAGAAUAAAACUGUAAAACCGCCACUGAUAACGUCAGCAGUCUAUUAAACAGCGUUAAGUGUUGGGCAUUAGUUUCCCAUAAUCUCACAACUAUGAAAAGUGCUAACCACAAAGCUGACACUCAUAAUUCUAGUAAACAGCACAGCUUAACUCUCCAUACAGACAGUCAUUUAAAGGUCACAUUCUUCCUGAUCCCAUUUUUAAAACCCUAGUUAGUGUAUAAUGUUGCUGUUAGAGCAUAAAUAAUACCUGUAAAAUGAUAAAGCUCAAAGUUUACUGCCAGGCGAUAUAUUCUCAACAGAAUUCCCCUUUUAAAGCCUACAGCGAACGGACGGUUUGGACUACAGCCCUCUACUUCCUGCUUUAAUGACAUCACUACAACAGUUUUUUUGACUAAACUCCACCCACAGGAAUACGUCAGUCGCCAGCUAAGCUCAAACGGCUCUGCUAAGCUAAGCUGCUGUCGAAUCACAACACACUAAACAAACUACACAAUCAGAACUCGAUACGUAUUUCUGAAGGAGGGACUUCACAGAACAAGGAAGACAUCAGCCCGUUUUUAGGACAGUGAAAACAGCGCUAUACCGAUAAGUAAAUUGUGUGAAAAAUACAGCGCUUUUUUACACGUGAAAAAUGAACACAUAUUAUAUUGCGCACUGUAAACACAAUCAAAGCUUCAAAAACACAGAAAGAACGGGGCACGGAAAUAAGUAAAAACUAUAAAAAUACAGUUCAUGACAAUUUAUUAUACAGUACAUUGUGGGGUCAACAUGUAUGUCUGUCUGGGGUAGGGUUAAGUUUAGGGUUCGGUUAAGAGGAUAGAAUCAUAGACUGUAAAAAAUAUGGACGUAAUUGUACCAGGCUGUAAACAUAUUAUUUUCUGCUGUAAAGUUGGCCAAUUUAACAUGAGGGUCUAUGAGAAUUGACUCCCAUUUGAAGUAAAUUGUAGUUUAAGUCACUUCCGUACUGGCUUCAUCAGAGAGAUUGGAAAGUUGCCCCUCGGAUAGAAUAUACAGUUUGUACAUCAUUAUGUGUCCAUAUAGAAGGUCCCCACAAUGUAUAAAAACAAACGUGUGUGUGUGUUUGUGUUGUGUUGUGUUAUGUCUAGUUCCUCUUGAGUUCAAUAACUGUAAUACUCAAAGGACAUAAGAGAAGUUGAAAUAAUCUGAAUUCAGAUCCAGUAGACCUUAAAGUAUUUUGCCACCCCCUAGAGGCCACUGGAUUUUGAAACUCUUGCAUGAGACAGUUAUAUCCUCAAUCAACCUUUUCAAACAUUGUGCAAGAACUGCUACCUACUUUCUUACAGGCUUGGUUCAGGCAAACAGAGACCUAUUGUCUUUCAGAGCACAUUUAUUUACCAUCUGACUUCAAAAAAUGCUGUUAUGCCAUACGUAAAAACUCUUCAGAUUAAUCUGACAUGAACACUAAGUUCUUAGUAUGUAAUUUCUAUUUACAUUACUGUUGAUUACUUGAAUAAGCAUCUGUUGCUGUUUGUACUAUCCUUACAUCCAUAGCUGGUUACAAGAAAAAUGACACCCCAUCACCAGUGGGACACUUGGUGAACCCAGAAGCUUCAGAGCCAGUAAAUGAUGGCUAAUUAUGUACUACCAUACCAUAAAAACAUCAUCAUGUAAAACCAAUCAGAAGCCACAAACUGCAAAACCAACAACCACAGCUGAUAUGAGCUCUAUACAGAAAUGGUCAAUUAAAAAUAUUUUCGUAAACGUGUAAAAAUGUCCCGUGCUCCACAGCAGUCCCGCCAAUGUAAAAAUUAAUAUCCUAGAUAUUGAAAAACGUACUGCCUCAUGAAAAGUGUUAGUGUGCUUCUUGUGAUAUGUAGCUUUUUGACUUGACUGCAGUUGAACUUCUCUAACUUAGCAGUUUUUUGUUGGGUUUUCACACGGACAGGAUUUUUGCUGUUUAAACAACUGGGGUUGGUUCAUUUUCACCAUAUUUUUUGCUGAAUUUGGCACACCACAUAACCACAUUGACUAUAUAUAUAUACUGUUUUAGUAGUAAGUGAGUAAAAGAAAGAGAGCACUAAGAUUGUGAAAAAGUGAUGACUUCUGUAUGCAUGUUGUUGAGAUUUGAACAUUUUGAAUUUCCACCAGCAAGAAGAUUACCGAAGUGUUUCCUGAGAGCUAUGGAGGUCGGCUGUUUUACGUAAAAACUUUUUUUUUAUUUAAAGGAUAGCAACAGAAAAUUAACCUAUACUGACGGACAUACUGACAUCAUGAUCAUUGUUAGUUCUCUUGACAUCUGAAUGAAUGAAUGUCUACAUGUGGAGGCUCAAUCAAAAUUAGGAUUCAGUAUCUGAUUCAUAUUCACUGUAAUCGGACGGCUAUAAUAGACGACAGGCAAAAUCUUCAGUCCUCUUCUUUUACCUAGACAGGCUAAGAAACUUUUAUCAGGAAAAUGUCAGAAGUUGGAAACAACAGCAACACAAACUCCACAGGCCAUCUGCCACAAGACUACAGAUUUGCUCUUUUGGUCAUAUAUGCAUUAAUAUUGCUUGGUGGGACUCUAAAUGUUGUAAUUAUGUCCUGUAUGUUACAGUCCCGAAGACGGCUCUCUUUCACAAAUGUGUCAGUGAUCAACCUUAUAACCGUGCACUCUUUAUUUCUUCUCACGGUGCCGUUUCGUAUUUUCUACUAUGCUUCUAAUACAUGGAGCCUGGGCCUACAUUUCUGCAAAAUCGUCAGUGUUAUGAUCCAUGCUCAUAUGUACCUUGCAUUUAUCUUUUAUGUAUUCCUUCUUAUUGUGCGUUACAUAGAGCACUCGCGUUCGAAGCGCCUACUAGAUUUCCACCGCGCUCUUCACGCCACAUUCGCGAGCGGAGCUGUCUGGCUUGUCAUUUUUGGUUCUAUGUUCCCCCCAACUAUGCUUAAGUAUGGACUAACUGCCAGCGAUUCAACUCAGUGUUUUCAUUUUGGUGAGGCUCUUAAAGAUCAUGCUGUGAAGAUCUUAAACUAUCUUAUCUGCGCAACAGUUUUACUGGUCUGGACUGUGCUGCUGUUUUUUCAGAUUUAUUUUCUGCUCUAUGUGGGUAAGAAAUAUGGGACACGCGACCGUCAAGAGUUCUGGGUAGAACUUAAAAAUGCUGUUUUUCUGAUGGUGAUGUUCUUUUGUUUCGUGCCCUACCAAGUUUUUAGGAUCUAUUAUGUUAGUAAAGAUAUGAGUUCUGAUUCUGAACUUCAGCAUAAAAAUGAAAUAUUUCUUGCUUUCACUGCUUUCAGCUGCUUUGAUAUGAUUGUUUUCGCUGGAAGGGAUUUAUAUAAAAAUAUUAUGUCAAGGGGAUGCAUGCAUUAAAUGUCUACUUCGACGUGUGAAUUUCUAUAGCAUGAUUAAAAAGAAGUUCAUUAGCUACCAUUGCUAUCGUGCAUUACAAGCUUAAAAUUCUAACUUUCCUUUAUAUUUUAAAGCUGUGCUGACAAGAUUUCUUUUACAUUUUGUUUUGUGGAAUUUCUCUUAUGUGUAUUUUGUAUGUAUGAAGAUCUUUGCUAUUUUUUUGUUUUGUUUUGUUUUCGAGAAUAAAACUGUAAAACCGCCACUAAUAACGUCAGCAGUCUAUUAAACAGUGUUAAGUGUUGGGCAUUAGUUUCCCGUAAUCUCACAACUAUGAACAGUGCUAACCACAAAGCUCACAAACUCAUAACUUCUAGUGCACAGCACAGCUUAACUCUCCAGACAGACAGUCAUUUAAAACUUUCAGUAAA
Molecule: messenger RNA, 3867 nt
Organism: Misgurnus anguillicaudatus (oriental weatherfish)
Lineage: Eukaryota; Metazoa; Chordata; Actinopteri; Cypriniformes; Cobitidae
Product: probable G-protein coupled receptor 141
Biological process (GO): G protein-coupled receptor signaling pathway
Cellular component (GO): membrane
Molecular function (GO): G protein-coupled receptor activity; oxysterol binding
Source: RefSeq, a predicted model, not a curated record